CUUUCCCAUACAGCUUUCAAGCUUGGACUCUUUACGACUUUCUUUCACUUCACUCCCUCCUCACUCAUCUUGCAAGUUUUCAUUUAAUAAUAAUACCCAAAACCACCGUCAUCAUCAUCGUCCCGUUUCAAUUCCUGCACAAAAUCUUAGAGACACAAAGUGGGUGAAUUUCCAAGAGUAUAAAGAGGAAUCACUCCUGCACAGGCAAGAUCAAACACAGUUGAAGGCAUAAAGUGGAUUCCUUUUCAUGUAGAGAUUUGGUGAAACCUGAAGAUUUAUGAUACUGCAGUGCUGAUUUGAUGCUCAAAGUGGGAGUUUUGCAGUGAUGCGUCCAAUUCCAGUCCUGACUCAUGGGUACCUUUCCUGGUGCAUUCUUGUUGGACAUAUCUUUGUAAUUGUGGUUUCUAUGAAUUCGGGGGGAUAUGAAAGUAGAAAUUCCAGUGGUUCUGAAAUUAGGAGUUGGAAUUAUAUAGAAAGAUGGGGUUAUCCAGAAUUAUCAUACAAUGAGGUCACUUGUGAAGGCCUGGGAGGUGUGGGGUCAUUUGACACUACAUGUCUGGUGAACUCAGAUGUUAAUUUAAGUGGUGAUGUUUAUAUAUUGGCUAGUGGAAAUAUCGAGAUCCUUCCACAUGUUAUGAUUGUUUGUCCCAUAGAAGGUUGUGUCAUUAGCUUCAAUCUGUCUGGCAACAUCAAAGUGGGACAAAACUCAGCUAUCAUUGCUGGGUCUGUUAUUUUGUCUGCAGCUAAUAUGAGUAUGGAGUCUAAUUCAAUGAUAAACACGACGGGUAUGGGUGGAACACCGCCUUCUCAGACUAGUGGGACUCCGGUAGGGUAUGAUGGUGCUGGUGGAGGGCAUGGUGGGCGAGGGGCUUCUUGUUUAAGGAACAAUGAAACAAAGUAUUGGGGUGGUGAUGUUUAUGCUUGGUCUACGUUGCCUUAUCCAUGGAGUUAUGGGAGCAAGGGUGGUGGGACAUCAGAUGAACAUAAGCUUGGAGGGAAUGGUGGUGGACGUGUUAAGCUUAUUGUGAAGGAUCUUUUGUAUAUGAAUGGAUCUCUACUGGCCGAAGGAGGUGAUGGAGGAGUAAAUGGUGGAGGUGGAUCUGGUGGAAGCAUUGUCAUACGUGCUCUAAAACUGAAGGGAUUUGGUAUUGUAAGUGCAUCUGGCGGAACUGGGUGGGGUGGUGGAGGAGGAGGACGAAUUUCUCUCGACUGUCACAGCAAGCAAGAAGACAUAAAAGUUGAAGUCCAUGGUGGUAAGAGCAUCGGAUGUCCAAUGAAUGGUGGAGCAGCGGGUACAUGUUUUGAUGCAUAUCUACUGAGCUUAAGAGUUGACAAUGACAAUGUCACUACAGAAACAGAAACUCCUUUACUUGAUUUCUCCACUGCCCCACUUUGGACCAAUGUUUACAUUGAAAAUGAUGCAAAAGUUUUGGUGCCCCUACGUUGGAGCAGAGUCCAGGUUAGAGGCCAAAUCAAACUAGAGUGUGGUGGCAGCAUCAUCUUUGGGUUGUCUGACUAUCCAGUGUCUGAGUUUGAGCUUGUUGCUGAAGAACUUCUUAUGAGUGAUUCCACCAUAAAGGUGUAUGGUGCACUUAGAGCUACAUUCAAAAUGGUGCUGAUGUGGAACGCCCAAAUUCAAGUUGAUGGUGGUGGAAGCACACUUUACACUAUUUCAGUCCUUGAAGUUCGUAACCUAAUUGUUCUGAGGGAAAACUCGAGCAUAAACUCAAAUACAAAUUUGGCUGUUUAUGGUCAAGGACUUCUGAGAUUGACUGGCGAGGGUGAUGCAAUCAGAGCACAAAGACUUUCCCUUUCGCUAUUCUAUAACAUAACAAUUGGGCCAGGUUCUUUGCUUGAAGCCCCGUUAGAAGAUGAUAAGAGCAAAACCAUGGUAACCAAAGCCCAUUGUGAGAAUCCUUCAUGCCCAAGAGAUUUGAUUUACCCACCCGAUGAUUGUCAUGUUAAUGACACACUUUCCUUUUCACUACAAAUUUGCCGUGUUGAAGACAUAGUUGUGAACGGCAUAAUUAAGGGAAGUAUCAUUCAGAUCCAUAGGGCAAGGACUGUGAUGGUGGAUCUAGAUGGCAUGAUAACUGCUUCCGAAUUAGGUUGUCGAAAUGGUUUUGGUUUGGGAAACUAUUCAAAUGGAGCGGGUGGUGGUGCUGGGCAUGGAGGCAGAGGGGGUACUGGAUUGUAUCAUGGAAGGCUGAGUGAAGGUGGCACCACAUAUGGCAGACCAGAUCUUCCCUGUGAAUUGGGAAGUGGAACACUUGGUCCUAACGAGUCUGUUGGUCGUGUUGCUGGAGGAGGAAUGAUCGUGAUGGGAUCUAAACAAUGGCCUCUUUCAAAGCUUGACAUAUAUGGAUCCAUGAGGGCUGAUGGUGAAAGUUAUGGGAACGCAACAACAAACAGUAAUGGUACUCUUAUUGGAGGAUUAGGCGGUGGUUCUGGCGGAACAAUUCUUCUUUUCAUACAAGCAAUUUCUCUCUUUGAUAACUCCUCUUUGUCUGUUGCCGGAGGCCAUGGUGUCCCUGUUGGUGGUGGUGGUGGAGGUGGCGGCAGAGUUCAUUUCCACUGGUCCAAAAUUGGCACAGGAGAUGACUAUGUUCCUCUUGCAAUCAUAAAUACUACUAUCAGCACCUGGGGUGGUGAAGGGGAUGGAGAGGCUCUUCCAGGGGAGGAUGGUACAAUAACUGGAAGGGAGUGCCCUAAAGGGCUUUAUGGUACAUUCUGCGAGGAGUGUCCAGUUGGCACUUUUAAAGAUGUGGAAGGGUCCGAUGAUGAUCUUUGUACUCCUUGUUCCCUUGAAAAUCUUCCCAGACGUGCAUAUUUUGUACAUGUUCGAGGUGGAGUGUCGGAGUCCUUUUGUCCUUACAAAUGCAGAUCAGAAAAGUACAGGAUGCCAAAUUGCUAUACACCUCUUGAAGAGCUGAUAUACACAUUUGGAGGACCCUGGCCUUUUGCUCUUGUGUUGUCAUGUGUUGUGGUUCUUCUUGGUUUGUUCUUAAGUACGCUUAGGGUCAAACUUGUUGGACAAGCUUGUGCAUACAACAAAGUUGAUUCAAUGGAACACAGUAAUCACCACCAUUUUCCUUCUCUUCUUUCCCUAUCCCAGGUACGAGGAACAAGAGGCGAUGAAACUCAAAGCCAUGUGUACCGGAUGUACUUUAUGGGCCCCAAUACAUUUAGAGAACCCUGGCAUCUUCCUUAUUCCCCUCCUGAUGCCAUCAUUGAUAUUGUGUAUGAGGAUUCGUUUAACAGAUUUAUUGAUGAGAUAAACUCAGUGGCUGCAUACGACUGGUGGGAAGGAUCAGUGCACAGUAUACUUUCAUUGCUUGCUUAUCCUUGUGGCUGGUCUUGGAAACAAUGGCGUAGAAGAUAUAAAAUCAAUCGGCUUCAGGAGUUUGUUAAGUCAGAAUAUGAUCAUUCUUGUCUUCGCUCCUGCCGAUCAAGAGCCUUAUACAAAGGGAUGAAGGUAGGUGCGACACCAGAUCUAGUGGUGGCGUAUAUUGAUUUCUUCCUGGGUGGGGAUGAGAAGCGUUUAGACAUGGUGACAAGUAUCCAGAAAAGGUUCCCAAUGUGCAUACUUUUUGGUGGAGCUGGAACCUACAUGUCGCCUUACAAUCUCCACAGCGAUACUUUGCUCACAAAUCUUAUAGGACAGCAUGUUCCCUCAAGUGUUUGGAAUCGGCUGGUAGCGGGUUUAAAUGGGCAAUUGAGAAGUGUGAGAAGUGGAUCGAUAAGGUCUGCUUUAGUUGCGGUUAUUAAUUGGAUCAAAACUCAUGGGAACCCUCAGCUUGAGUUUCAUGGGGUCAGAAUUGAGCUCGGAUGGUUUCAAGCCACUGCUACCGGUUUCUAUCAGUUGGGGAUUUUGGUAAUGGUUGGUGAUCACACCCUCCACCACCACCCUACUGAUUUCAUUGGAAAUAUUCAAGAAUCCCCCAGGCCGCCUAUUGUGACUAAGCAGCUGCAACCCAGUCAGUCAUAUACGAGUCAUGUGUUGACUCGCAAAAGAGUUGCAGGCGGAGUUAAUGGUGGCAUCAUCAAUGAUAUUUCCUUGAAGUCCUUGGAAUUUACCCGCGAUUAUUUCUUUCCAUUUUCUUUAUUUCUCCACAACACAAGACCUACUGGACGCCAGGAUACAUUACAGUUAAUGAUAUGCAUGUUGCUUCUGUUGGACCUCUCUCUGACACUCCUUAUAUUGCUUGAAUUCUAUUGGAUAUCUCUCGGGGCAUUUCUAGCAGUUUUGCUUAUUCUCCCUCUAUCAUUGCUUUCACCUUUCCCUGCGGGUUUGAAUGCCUUGUUUAGUAAGGGUCAUAGAAGGGCUUCACUUGCACGUAUAUAUGCACUAUGGAACGCUACCUCUAUUUCAAAUAUUGCUGUGGCAUUCACAUGUGGCAUGAUUCAUUAUGGAUUUUUGUCAUUCCAGACCUAUCAAGAGCCAAAUGCAUGGAAAAACAGGAGUGAGGACGAUGACUGGUGGUUGUUGCCAAUGCUGCUGAUGGUGUUGAAGGUGAUUCAAGCGCGGUUUGUUGACUGGCACAUAGCAAACUUAGAAAUUGAAGAUUUUUCCCUCUUUUGUCCUGAUCCCGAUACCUUUUGGGCAUAUGAGACAACUUUAUGACAAUAUUUGCAGCUUUUUCAGAUAGUGGGCGCUACUUCUGAUAAAUUUCCAUGGUAGCUAAGCUUCUUUGAUGUAUAUACGUGUAGAAAGGUGGUGGUAUAAGUAUAUUUGUGUACAUUUGUUUGGCUUAUUUGGUGAGUAGUAAAUCUUGCAGAUAGAUAUAGGUUGAUGGUAUAUAUAGACUAUAGAGAUAAGAGACUAAAACCAAAGGAUCUUAGUUGACCUCUUCACUCUUCAGGUUUUUAUCUUAUACCGGUGAGAAUGUAAGAUUAUGUUUUUCAGCUUAUUUUUGCUAAAUGCUCUUGGUAUCUUUUAAAUUA
Lactuca sativa (garden lettuce) is the source of this 4944-nucleotide messenger RNA. RefSeq names its product MraZ. The record is from RefSeq and is a predicted model, not a curated record. Lineage: Eukaryota; Viridiplantae; Streptophyta; Magnoliopsida; Asterales; Asteraceae.